Doryrhamphus excisus (bluestripe pipefish) is the source of this 2524-nucleotide messenger RNA. Its product is annotated as plastin-3-like. Lineage: Eukaryota; Metazoa; Chordata; Actinopteri; Syngnathiformes; Syngnathidae. Gene Ontology annotation, cellular component: actin filament; cytoplasm; actin filament bundle. The record is from RefSeq and is a predicted model, not a curated record. Gene Ontology annotation, biological process: actin filament network formation; actin filament bundle assembly. Gene Ontology annotation, molecular function: calcium ion binding; actin filament binding.
GCCGGGCGGUGUCAGACGAAGAAAACCGGGAAGCGACCCGCGAGCCCACACACAGGGUGUCAUUUCCCGGGGGAUUAUUUUGAGUUAUUCCAGCGGUAUUCAGGUGUCACAAUGGCGCAGCAGGUCAGUGCUGAGGAAAUGGAGGAGAUCAGGGAGAGCUUCCAGAAAGUGGACGUGGACGGCAAUGGCUACAUCAGCGCCUCUGAGAUCGGCAAUCUCUUCCAGGAGUUGGGUUGUCCAAUACCUGGUUACAAAGUCAGAGAACUCCUUCAGACACUGGACCGAGACAAAGACAGCCGCAUCGACCUCGGCGAGUUCACCGCUAUUUUUAAGGAUAUGAAGGACGACCGCAUCGCCCAAGGUUUCAGAAAAGCUCUCAACAAGAAGGAAGGAAUCGUCGCCAUCGGGGGCACCAGUGAAAUCUCAAGUGAAGGAACUCAGCAUUCAAUAUCUGAGCAGGAGCGCUAUGCCUUUGCCAACUACAUCAACUCCACCUUGGCGGACGAUCCAGACUGUAAACACGUGCUGCCCAUCAACCCCGACACCGGAGCUCUGUUCAAAGCACUCGCAGAUGGCAUUGUACUUUGCAAGCUCAUCAACUAUUCGGUUGCCGAGACUAUUGAUGAGCGAACCAUCAAUAAAAAGAAACUGACUGCAUUCACAACACAGGAGAAUCUGAACUUGGCUCUGAACUCCGCCUCAGCCAUCGGCUGUCAAGUUGUCAACAUUGGCGCUCAAGAUCUCAAGGAGGGGAAACCUCAUCUGGUGCUUGGACUCCUCUGGCAGAUUAUCAAGAUCGGACUGUUCGCAGACAUCGAGCUGAGCCGCAACGAAGCCAUCGCAGCUCUGCUGGAGGAAGGGGAGAGUUUGGAAGAGUUGAUGAAAUUAAGUCCAGAAGAGUUGCUGCUGCGCUGGGCCAAUUUCCACCUGAAGAACGUUGGCAUUACCCUGACAAACUUUUCGGGGGAUAUUAAGGACUCCAAGGCAUAUUUCCAUCUGCUGGAGCAGAUUGCACCAGAUGGCAGCAAAGAGGACGUCGAAAGAGUUGAAAUUGAUAUGACGGGACUUUACGAGAAAGAUCUUACAAAGAGAGCCGAUCACAUGCUCAUGCAAGCCGAGAGGCUCGACUGUCGACAGUUUGUGACGGCGACUGACGUCGUGUCUGGAAAUGCUAAGCUCAACAUGGCCUUCGUGGCGACACUCUUCAACAAACACCCAGCUCUCAACAAACCCGAAAACCAAGACUGGAACGUGAUAAGUGAGACCAGAGAGGAAAGAACGUUUAGGAACUGGAUGAAUUCCCUUGGAGUGAGUCCGUACGUUCACCACAUCUACGGCGAUCUGCAGGACGCCAUGGUUAUACUUCAACUCUACGAGAAAAGUAAGGUGCCUGUGGAUUGGGACGGCAGAGUCAACGUCCCCCCAUUCAAGGCAGUAGGAGGAGGACGUAUGAAAAAGAUUGAAAACUGUAACUAUGCCGUGGAGCUGGGAAAGCAGAAAGCCGGUUUCUCCCUGGUGGGAAUUGGAGGACUGGAUGUCUUUGACGGGAAUCCCACUCUAACCCUGGCACUGGUCUGGCAGUUGAUGAGAAGGUACACUCUAAAUGUUCUUGAAGACCUCGGGGACGGAGAAGUUGCAGGAGAUGAUUUAAUCAUUACAUGGGUGAACAAGACUUUGGCUGAAGCCGGCAAGACUUCUUCAAUCAAAAGCUUUAAGGAUAAAUCACUCAAUACUAGUCUCCCGGUUUUGGACCUAAUUGAUGCGAUCCAACCCAACAGUGUCAACUUUGAGCUGGUUCACCAAGGAAAUCUAACAGAUGAAGACAAAGUCAACAAUGCCAAGUAUGCCAUUUCCAUGGCUAGGAAGAUCGGUGCCAAGGUCUACGCCCUGCCUGAGGACUUGGUAGAGGUCAACCCCAAAAUGGUGAUGACCAUCUUUGCCUGCCUGAUGGGAAGAGGCAUGAAGAAGGCUUAAGGGCGACAUGGAUGCUGAUGGCCACUUGUAGCGACAGACUUUCUUGUCCAGUUUGACUGAAAUGGUCAUUCUGUGGGAGCCAAAUGAGUACAUGGUGUCCAUUUAAUGGCUUGUUUUAAAAAAAAAUGGGUUGCGACUCAACUCUGCAAUAUGGGAGCCUUAAAUUCUAACCAGUGCAUGCGGCAAAAUGCCUGACUAUUAGAAGGGAUGACAUUGUUGUCAUGAGACUACUGUACAUGGAAACAUUUAUGCUGGAUAUUUCUUUGCCCUUACUGAUGCCAAACUAUUCUCUACCGUGUACCAAGUUGACAUUUUAUACAUACAAGGCAAUAGGCGUGUUAAAUAAAACUUUCAAAUGCAAUCUUUUUUGUGAUUUUUCAUAGCAUAUGUGAAUAUUAGAAUGCACCAUGAAACUUUCCACCAAGUUGAAAUCAUGAGUCGGGCUCUAGUUCAUACCUCUAAUUAGUUGGAUUUACAUUAUUAACUCAAUUUCAUGGUUAGAAUUAAAACUUGGGCUGCACGGUGGUCGAGUGGUUAGGUGCAGGCUUCA